This is a messenger RNA of Eriocheir sinensis (Chinese mitten crab), 1118 nucleotides long. RefSeq names its product metalloprotease TIKI2-like. The annotation marks the transcript as partial. The record is from RefSeq and is a predicted model, not a curated record. The transcript has 7 exons. Gene Ontology annotation, molecular function: metalloendopeptidase activity. Gene Ontology annotation, cellular component: membrane. NCBI's taxonomy places the organism in Eukaryota, Metazoa, Arthropoda, Malacostraca, Decapoda, Varunidae. Gene Ontology annotation, biological process: negative regulation of Wnt signaling pathway.
GUAACUGGGAGAGGAAGCGGCCGGUGUGGGUGAUGCUGAUGGUGAACAGCCUGACGGAGAGCGACAUCCGGAGCCGCGGGGUACCGGUGCUUGAUCUGUACUUGGCGCAGGAGGCGGAGCGGCUCACCAAGCAGACCGGCGCCGUGGAGCAUGUGGAGGAGCAGUGCGUCCCCCUCAACGGCCUCAACUUCUCGCAGGUGGUCUUCGCGCUCAACCACACACUGGCGCAGCAGGAGAUCCUGAGGGAGGGCGAAGGGCGGCUCACCUACACCACGGACCACCUCAUCACGCACUACAACUGUGGUGACCUGGAUGCCGUGAUCUUCUCGCAGGACACGACGCAGGUACCACACUUAGGCAACACGUCCUUACCGCCCUUGGACGCCGCCAUCGCCACGCACAUCGACGAGUACUUCCGCGAGGAGCUCAUCUACCGCCGCAACCAGCGCAUGGGCCGCCGCGUCGUGGAGAUCCUGCGCGACAACCCCGACCAGAGCUUCUUCUUCGCCUUUGGAGCAGGCCACUUCCUCGGUAACCACACCGUGCUGGACGUGGUGCGUGCUGCGGGCCUGGCGGUGCAGCACGUGGGCCCAGAAACCAGGAUAAAGAGGCAUAAGCGGCGGCGCGGCGGCCACAGGGGCGGGCUGGUGCCUGAACCCUCGGUGCUCAAGGACUUCACCAGCACCCUCGACGCCCGCCACCAGCACGACCCCGCCUUCGCCAAGAUCUUGUCGCAGCAGACGGCGGGAGGGCGCGGGCGACGGCCGGGCACCCCCACCACCACGCAGCCCUUCUGUACACCCGCCCCGUUCAAUGAUCUUUGGGUUAGAAUAGAUCCCGACCCGCCCACGUGGUAUGACCAGCACUCGUGUAGCUACCACGAGGCGGCGGCCAACGAGGCGACGACGACCAACGAGCCUGUGGACCCCCGAGACGAGGAGCUGGUGCGGGAGUCCCUCAGGGUGUGGUACGGCCUCCCCGCCGCCACCCGUUCCGCCACGCCCCAAGCCGCCACGCCCACCCCCGCCGUCCUUCUGCUGAUGAUGCUCCUGCUGGGCCUCCUACACGUCAGCAGCCCGUCACUACCUCAGCCACGGUGGGUUUCGCGAGAUGAAUAA